Messenger RNA from Choloepus didactylus (southern two-toed sloth), 2872 nucleotides. It is a transcript of the gene PCDHB5, whose product is annotated as protocadherin beta 5. Bases 207 to 2594 code for a protein of 795 amino acids. Gene Ontology annotation, biological process: homophilic cell-cell adhesion. The record is from RefSeq and is a predicted model, not a curated record. Lineage: Eukaryota; Metazoa; Chordata; Mammalia; Pilosa; Megalonychidae. Gene Ontology annotation, molecular function: calcium ion binding. Gene Ontology annotation, cellular component: plasma membrane. The transcript has a single exon.
GCCAUUAAGCUGGAAAUCAGAGCUCUGAAUGUUCACUAAAAGAAGGAAACAUUUUAGGUAAGAUCUAGGAACAGAGAUCAUCAGAGAGGACAUCAUUCCGGUGCAAGUCAGAGUCAGAAAGCUCUAAUUUGAGGUUAUUUACCCAAAUCUUCUGGCCUGAUUGAAUACCGAGUUGAAGAAACUGCAUUCUGGACCAGGACUGAACAAUGGAGACAGCGCUAGCAAAAACGUCACAGAAAAGGCAAGUUGUCUUUCUUGCUGUACUGUUGCUUUUGUGGGAGGCUGGCUGUGAGUCAGUUAGGUAUUCCAUGCCAGAAGAAACGGAAAGCGGCUCCUUUGUGGCCAACCUGGCAAAAGACCUGGAACUCAGGGUGGGGGAACUGGCCACUCGGGGCGCGCGAAUCCAUUACAAAGGAAACAAACAGCUCUUGCAGCUAGAUAUAAAGACCGGGAAUUUGCUUGUAUAUGAAAAACUAGACCGGGAGGUACUGUGCGGGGCAACAGAACCCUGUAUACUGCAUUUCCAACUAUUACUGGAAAACCCGGUGCAGUUUUUUCAAGGUGAUCUGCAGCUCACGGAUAUAAAUGACCAUUCCCCAGAGUUCCUAGAGAGUGAAAUGCUCCUUAAAAUCGCAGAGAGCGCCCAGCCAGGGAGCGUGUUUCCUUUGAAAACAGCUCAUGACUUUGACAUAGGUAGCAACACUGUUCAGAGCUACACAAUCCGCCCCAACUCCCAUUUUCAUGUUCUCACUCAUAAUCGAGGAGAUGGCAGAAAAUACCCGGAGCUGGUGCUGGACAAAGCGCUGGAUCGAGAGGAGCAUCCCGAGCUCAGUUUAACCCUUACAGCGCUCGAUGGUGGGGCUCCGCCUAGGUCCGGAACAACCACAGUCCGCGUUGUCGUCUUGGACAAUAACGAUAACGCCCCUGAGUUUUUACAGUCGGUCUAUGAAGUGCAGGUCCUCGAGAAUAUUCCCCUCAACUCCUUGGUGGUCGCUGUCUCCGCCCGAGAUUUAGAUGCAGGAACAUAUGGGAGUGUAGCCUAUACACUAUUCCAAGGCGACGAUGUUACUCAACCAUUUGUAAUAGACGAAACUACUGGAGAAAUCCGUCUAAAAAGGACAUUGGAUUUUGAGGCAACUCGAUAUUAUAACGUAGAAAUUGUAGCCACAGACGGCGGAGGCCUUUCAGGAAAAUGUACUGUAGCUGUACAGGUGGUGGAUGUGAACGACAACGUCCCUGAACUGAUCAUGACCACACUCACCAGCCCUACCCCAGAAAAUUCCCCUGAGACUGUAGUUGCUGUUUUCAGUGUUUCUGAUCCAGACUCCGAGGACAAUGGUAGGAUGAUUUGCUCCAUCCAGAACGAUCUCCCUUUUCUCCUGAAACCCACAUUCAAGAAUUUCUAUACCCUAGUGACAGAGAGGCCUCUGGACAGAGAGAGCAGAGCCGAGUACAACAUCACCAUCACCGUCACUGACUUGGGUACCCCCAGGCUGAAAACUGAGCACAACAUAACCGUGCUGGUCGCGGACGUCAAUGACAACGCGCCGAACUUCACCCAAACCUCCUACACCCUGUUCGUCCGAGAAAACAACAGCCCCGCCCUGCACAUCGGCAGCGUCAGCGCCACUGACAGAGACUCGGGCACCAACGCCCAAGUCACCUACUCGCUGCUGCCGCCCCAGGACGCGCACCUCCCCCUCGCCUCCUUGGUCUCCAUCAACGCCGACAACGGGCACCUGUUCGCGCUCAGGGCCCUGGAUUACGAGGCCCUGCAAGCGUUCGAGUUCCGCGUGGGCGCGGCCGACGCGGGCUCCCCGGCGCUGAGCAGCGAGGCGCUGGUGCGCGUGGUGGUCGUGGACGACAACGACAACUCGCCCUUCGUGCUGUACCCGUUGCAGAACGGCUCUGCGCCCUGCACAGAGCUGGUGCCCAGGGCGGCCGAGGCGGGCUACCUGGUGACCAAGGUGGUGGCGGUGGACGGCGACUCGGGCCAGAACGCCUGGCUGUCCUACCAGCUGCUCAAGGCCACGGAGCCCGGGCUGUUCGGCGUGUGGGCGCACAACGGCGAGGUGCGCACCGCCAGGCUGCUGAGCGACCGCGACGCGCCCAAGCACAGGCUCGUCGUGCUGGUCAAGGACAACGGCGAGCCGCCGCUCUCGGCCAGCGUCACGCUGCACGUGCUGCUGGUGGACGGCUUCUCCCAGCCCUACCUGCCGCUCCCGGAGGCGGCCCCGGACGAGGCCCAAGCCGACUCGCUCACCGUCUACUUGGUCAUUGCCUUGGCCUCGGUCUCGUCGCUCUUCCUGUUCUCGGUGCUGCUGUUCAUCGCGGUGCGGCUGUGCGGGAGGCGCAGGACGGCCUCGGGUGGUCGCUGCUCGGUGCCUUCGGGUCACUUUCCGGGCCACUUGGUGGACGUCAGCGGCACCGGGACCCUGUCCCAGAGCUACCAGUAUGAGGUAUGUCUGACAGGAGGCUCCAGGACAAAUGAAUUCAAAUUUCUGAAACCGAUUAUCCCCAACCUCCAACCCCAGAGCACUGGCAAAGAAAUUGAGGAAAAUGCCCCCUUCCAGAACAGCUUUGGAUUUGAUUAGGGAUCUUGAUCAUGAUAGAUCAUGAUAUUCCCCAGAUACAGAGUUUAAGAAUGUAAUAGUGAAAAAUCCCAUAUUCAGGUACAGUCUUGAUUUCCCUUUUGUAAUGGAUUUGUCCUUUGAAGUUUAUCUUGUCCAGUUUUGGAAAACUCAUUUCCACUUCAUUGCUUUUAUUUACCUAGCACCCAUUCCAAAUCUGUGCAUGUCAUUGAUUUUUCUGAAAUUUUUGCUUCUUUUUGGGAAUUGUAGUGACGAAGCAUCUUAAUAAAAUAAAAUAGUUA